Messenger RNA from Cordyceps militaris CM01, 738 nucleotides. RefSeq lists its product as uncharacterized. Bases 1 to 738 code for a protein of 245 amino acids. The record is from RefSeq and is a predicted model, not a curated record. Lineage: Eukaryota; Fungi; Ascomycota; Sordariomycetes; Hypocreales; Cordycipitaceae. The transcript has 2 exons.
AUGCCUGUCGUUUCGAGACCUGGCUCGCCCCAGAGGACCCCCGAGGCCGCGACGAAUCCCGAGCCGUCGAUUGCUAAUUCCCGUCUCCUCGGAGAAACCAAAUUGGCAUGUCCCAUGUCGAGCGCGUGGUUGGGUGAUAAGGUCUUCAAGAGGCAAGCCACCAUGCUCAGAACACCUGGCCAACAGAACUCGGGGCCACAUAUUUCUCCCCUGGCUCUGCACAUUGGCCUAUUGCCUAGUGAUUGCGGUGCGUCUGCGCGUAGUAAUACGGCUCAUGCCUGCCACCCGCUGGCGGGAACCGGCGACCAUGCCGCAGUCACCCUCCGGCAGAUCACCGCUGAGAAUGACGAUCUCACCGGCACAGGACAGGACUUGCUGGCAACGCCUGCAUCGGGGGCCCGCGCUGCAGGGCGCGGACGCCACCGACGACCUUUUUUUUCAACGAGGCGCGUCGUCGUCCAGACAAAAGUUCCCGUACUGCGAUCUACCAGGUUGGUCACGGGCAGCCUCUAUACUGCGACCUGGGCAAGGGGGGAUUGCAUGCCCUCUGGGGGCACCACUUUGGCCACAAUGACGAGUUACAAUCCCUCCGUCUUUGAAUCUGGAGUGAAAUGGAUCCCCGUGACCAUUGGCGGCCUGGUCGAGCCCAGGUGGGAAAUGCUUGCCGUGGGCCUUAUUUCUGCGCGGGAAGCAUCACAAGUGCCGACGCUCGCUUCAUUACCCCAUGCGGUGAAAUGA